GAGACUCGGGGGCCAUUUUGUGAAGAGACGAAGACUGAGCGGUUGCGGCCGCGUUGUCGACCUCGAGCAGCAGUUGGCUUUUCCACGUAGAACUCGGGAGUAGGAGAUUCAGAAUCGAAUCCCUUCUCCCUCCCCCCUCCUGGUUACAAAUCACUUGAAAUAUAUAAGUUAGUGGAACUUUGCUUGAGGGCAGCAAGGCGAACCCCAUCCCUACUCACUGGAGCUCAGCUUUGAUUUUUAACCUCCCUUCCCCACCCUUCCAGAACACACACAUUCCCAUUCCAAAACUGAUUUUAUAAAGACAUUUUAAACAUAAUGAUGCAACUUGGUGUGCACUACGGCAAAUUUACAGGUGUUUUUUUUUUAAUUGUUUCCAAAAACGGGCCUUGGAUUUAAGAUGUAAUUUUUAAAAUUUCUAUUUCUAUUUUUUCUGCAGCAGUUGGGUUAGAGGAGGAGGAGCCUUUUAGCCUCUCAUAAACUGACCUCUCUACUUCCUCGUGUAUUUUUAAGAUUGAUUGAUGAUGUGGAAAGGGCUUUGCUUGUCUGCUACUGAGAACUUUACCCUUGCGGUUUUUGUGGAAACUGCUUUUGGAGAAAGAAAAGAAAUGAACUUUACUGACUUGACAUUUUUGCACCUCCCGUUUUUCUAAUCUGGGCUAUUUUUAUUUUUGUUUUUUUACAGUGAGAUUUUUUUGAUCUUCAGCUACAGUAAGUUAUUCCAAUUUUUUUUUUACAUUUUUCCUGACUUUCCGCUGAUUUCCUUUUUAUUGUUGUUACUAGUUACUAUUAUUAUUUAUUAUUAUUAUACUUAUGAUGGUGAUGAUGAUGAUGAUGAUGACACUGAUGAUUUUUAACCGGAUUAAAAUCGAGUUUUUCUGAAUGUUCAUAAGAAUUUCUCCGGCCUCCUGAUUGACUUUGGAGUUUUACAUCUUGGGAGAGAAAGUGAAGGCAUUAGCAUUUUUAAGUGGAUUGAUCACAUAAACCUUUUCUCUCCCAACCCCACCCUUGCCCUCAUCCCCUUCCCCACGCUCGAAAGAAUUUUACUGGCUGUUAAGUCUGUGACCUUAUUUUUCCUGAUCUUUAACUUAACUGUUUUAGAGCAUCUCUGGACGUCUGUAUUUUUAAUUUUUUAUUUUUGUUUUUUUAUUUUUAAUCUUUCAUUUGUUAAAUUUUUAAACUGUGCUGCAAUAAAAUGUGUGUGGUACUACUUAACACCUAUAAUGGUGAUGGCAUUUUCCCAGAAAGCCAUCUUCCUCCUGUUUCCCUUGAAAUCCCAUCCUGCUUUUCCUGUACACUACUACCCCUCACAAACCACAAGCUGCAGCAACAUGGAUGCCCAGCCUGGAACAGCAGCAGCCAGGAUGACCUGGAGCCAGGGGGGCCUUCGGAACAGAUGCACACCCUUCCUGGGUGAUGCUUUUCGGCUUUGUGAACAACCGUAUCAUCAAAGACCAUGGCAAGCAAUGUUACCAACAAGACAGAUCCUCGCUCCAUGAACUCCCGUGUAUUCAUCGGGAAUCUCAACACUCUUGUGGUCAAGAAAUCUGAUGUGGAGGCAAUCUUCUCAAAAUAUGGCAAAAUUGUGGGUUGCUCUGUUCAUAAGGGCUUUGCCUUCGUUCAGUAUGUUAAUGAGAGAAAUGCCCGGGCUGCUGUGGCAGGAGAGGAUGGAAGAAUGAUUGCUGGCCAGGUUUUAGAUAUUAAUCUGGCUGCAGAGCCAAAAGUGAACCGAGGAAAAGCAGGUGUGAAACGAUCUGCAGCGGAGAUGUACGGGUCAGUACCAGAACACCCUUCUCCGUCCCCUCUACUCAGCUCCUCUUUUGACUUGGACUAUGACUUUCAACGAGAUUAUUAUGACAGGAAUUCUGUUUUCUUUUUAUCCAAUAGGAUGUAUAGUUACCCGGCACGCGUUCCUCCUCCUCCUCCUAUUGCUCGGGCUGUAGUUCCCUCAAAACGCCAGCGUGUAUCAGGAAACACCUCACGAAGAGGCAAAAGUGGCUUUAAUUCUAAGAGUGGACAGCGGGGAUCUUCGUCCAAGUCUGGAAAGUUGAAAGGCGAUGACCUUCAGACCAUUAAGAAGGAGUUGACCCAGAUAAAGCAAAAAGUGGAUUCUCUACUGGAAAGCCUGGAAAAAAUUGAGAAAGAACAGAGCAAACAAGGAGUAGAGAUGAAGAAUGAUAAGUCAGAAGAGGAGCAGAGCAGCAGCUCCCUGAAGAAAGAUGAGACUAAUGUGAAGAUGGAGUCUGAGGGGGGUGCAGAUGACUCUGCUGAGGAGGGGGACCUACUGGAUGAUGAUGAUAAUGAAGAUCGGGGGGAUGACCAGCUGGAGUUGAUCAAGGAUGAUGAAAAAGAGGCUGAGGAAGGAGAGGAUGACAGAGACAGCGCCAAUGGCGAGGAUGACUCUUAAGCACAUAGUGGGGUUUAGAAAUCUUGUCCCAUUAUUUCUUUACCUAGGCGCUUGUCUAAGAUCAAAAUUUUCACCAGAUCCUCUCCCCUAGUAUCUUCAGCACAUGCUCACUGUUCUCCCCAUCCUUGUCCUUCCCAUGUUCAUUAAUUCAUAUUGCCCUGCGCCUAGUCCCAUUUUCACUUCCUUUGACGCUCCUAGUAGUUAUGUUAAGUCUUACCCUGUAAUUUUUGCUUUUAAUUUUGAUACCUCUUUAUGACUUAACAAUAAAAAGGAUGUGUGGUUUUUA
Molecule: messenger RNA, 2690 nt
Organism: Leopardus geoffroyi (Geoffroy's cat)
Lineage: Eukaryota; Metazoa; Chordata; Mammalia; Carnivora; Felidae
Gene: HNRNPC
Product: heterogeneous nuclear ribonucleoprotein C
Exons: 10
Coding region: 1454-2404 (316 amino acids)
Cellular component (GO): nucleus
Molecular function (GO): RNA binding
Source: RefSeq, a predicted model, not a curated record